Molecule: messenger RNA, 3670 nt
Organism: Betta splendens (Siamese fighting fish)
Lineage: Eukaryota; Metazoa; Chordata; Actinopteri; Anabantiformes; Osphronemidae
Gene: syn2a
Product: synapsin IIa
Exons: 11
Coding region: 387-1787 (466 amino acids)
Biological process (GO): neurotransmitter secretion
Cellular component (GO): synaptic vesicle membrane; synaptic vesicle
Molecular function (GO): ATP binding
Source: RefSeq, a predicted model, not a curated record
GAUGCACGACGGCCACGCUGCAGUACUCAGCAAAGCCCACGCACCCACACUGGAAAACCCUCUAUUUUCCAUGCUUUGCCCAAAAAACCCCAUCAUGCCUGUGAGGCAGGAGAAAAAUGGGGGAGGGGGAGGAAAGGCAGGCUCCCUGUGAGUGAGGGAGAGGAAAGGACGGGAGGAAGGAGAGGCAGAGUGGAAGGCGCUGCCAUUGGCUGAGAGGUGGCGCAGCGUCACUGCCCGUGUGGGGGAGCUCUGAGGAUGCUCCACCGAGCUGGGAGGGAAUACGUUCAGGGCAGUUUGCACUGAGCGCUCAGCCAUUACCAGCCCAACGCUCUGCUCAGCCCUGUUCCACACCCAGCGUCGGCGACUCCUCUCCUCUCUCUGCAGCCAUGAAUUAUUUGCGCCGCCGCCUGUCGGACAGCACCUUCAUCUCCAACCUGCCCAACGGCUACAUGACAGAGCUCCAGAGGCCUGACCCUGCGCAGCCUCCGCCCGCGUCCUCCACCCCUGCUAAGUCUCCCACCAGCGGGCCCGCGCCUCCAGCCGCCUCCCCGGCUCCCGAGAAGAAGCCCCCGCCGGCUCCGUCCGCUGGUGCGGGAUUCUUCAGCUCCAUCACCAACGUCGUAAAGCAGACGGCUGCCUCAGCGGGACUAGUGGAGCAGAUCCAAGUCACGACACCCAAGAAGUUCAAGAUUCUCCUGGUCAUCGACGAACCUCAGCAGGAGUGGGCAAAACUAUUCAAAGGAAAGAAAGUGAACGGGGAUCAUGACAUCAAGGUUGAGCAGGCUGAAUUCAACGAGAUCAAUGUCGUCGCUCAAGCCAACGGUACCUGUAAUGUCAACAUGCAGGUUUGGAGAGGCGGCACUAGAGUUAUUAGGUCAUUCAAGCCAGACUUUGUCCUCAUCCGCCAACACGCCUUCAGUAUGACCCAUAACGAAGACUUCCGCAACCUGAUCAUCGGGCUGCAGUACGGGGGCGUGGCCACCAUCAACUCCCUGGAGUCCAUCUACAACCUGUGUGACAAGCCAUGGGCGUUUGCCCAACUCAUUAACACCCACAGGAAGCUGGGAGCAGAGAAGUUCCCCCUGAUUGAGCAAACCUUUUACCCAAACUACAAGGAGAUGGUCAGCAUGCCGUCGUUCCCCGUCGUGGUGAAGAUCGGACACGCCCACUGCGGAAUAGGGAAGGUGAAGGUGGACAACCACAGCAAGUUCCAGGACAUCGCCAGCGUCGUGGCUCUGACCCAGACAUACACCACCACAGAACCGCUCAUCGAUUCCAAGUACGACAUCCGAAUCCAGAAGAUUGGCACCGACUACAAAGCCUACAUGAGAACGUCUAUAUCUGGUAACUGGAAGAGCAACACCGGCUCAGCCAUGCUGGAACAGGUGGCCAUGACUGACAGGUACAAGCUGUGGGUGGACACGUGCUCAGAGAUCUUUGGAGGCCUGGACAUUUGUGCCGUCAAAGCCAUCCAUGGGAAGGACGGCAGAGACUACAUCACAGAGGUGGUGGGCUCGGCCAUGCCCCUGGUCGGGGAGCACCAGGCUGAGGACCGGCAGCUCAUCGCCGACAUGGUGCUGGCAAAAAUGAGCCAGUCUGCAGAGAAAGACGCCACUGCUCCUCAGAGACCGACCACCAUCCAGCCAUCGCAGGGAGCGGGUCAGAAGGGGGAGGUGGUGGGUGAACCCGCUAAGAACGGUGCUGGACGCGCCCCUCAGGGCUGUCUGCAGUACAUCCUGGACUGCAACGGCGUCGCCGUGGGUCCGAAACCCGUCCAGGCCAACUAAGACCCGGAGAAGGGCCGAGUCCCAGAGUCCAGAUCAAAGGGCACGAGUGGCCUGAAGUGGAGCGCUGGGGUGUGAGAGCUGAGUCCGAGCCGGGUGGUGUGAGGUCGGUGCCGCUGGGAGCAGGUCUGGACUGUGUUUUUAACUCUAUGCAGUGUCAAACGUACUGUCUCCUUGUUGACCUGUGGAUGUGUGUGCUUGUAGAGGUCACCUGCGUUGAGUAGCCGUGUUCUUUCUUUGGGGCCGUCGUUGAUGAUGUAAGAUACAGAUUGUGCCUACACUGAGUUCAGUGCUGCUCUGUGCUACCUGUUCGACCCAGCUGAGUCUUCAGUUGCCCCAUCAUUUGUUUUCUAAUGUACAUUUAGAUAUUGUUCAAACUGUGAGCUAUUGUGCAGUUUGAAGUUUGUGUAUAUCUCAAUAUGUGUGUGUGUGUGUGUGGUCGUAGUGCUGGUUUCUUUAAUAUUUAAACUAGAUAUUUCUUUUUCUUUUGCAUGACUGAUAACAAACGCAGGUACAGUCCGUUGUAAAUGUCGGCUCAAGGGGGACAUUCAUGUCACAUCCUUGUUUUCAUGCAUCGUGAAUGUGAAGAGUAUUAUUCAGGUGCAGCAGGAUAUAUUCGUGUGUUCAUAAUCCAACAGCGAGUGUGUACGCGGAAACAGAGAAAUGCAGUACGUCGCCUUUGUUAGACUUUUGUUUUCCAUCUAUCGUGUCACAGUAAGAGAUGUUAGAGAAUUAAUAGAAUAAAAGUUAAUCUGAUAUUUAUUACAAAUUGAAUUAUAUAGGAGGUUGUGCAAUGUCAUACGACUCAAAUAUAUUUGUGUAACUUUGAACCAAAGAAUGAAUUAUUUGCGGUCUGUUUCCCACCGUUUAGAUGUGAGUGAUGACACAGCUUCUGGACGCUACUCAUGUUUUCAGGUGGCCUGUUUGUUUGAUGCCAGUAAACUGGUGCUAUGUUCAGACUGGUGUCUGCUGCGUUGGUGUGUGGAGGCAGACGUUAUGGUCGAUCAUAAUGGAGUAUGAGGUAUGAUCUGCCAUAAUAUGCCAAAUGAAAAGCCCCCCUCGGUGGCCCUCAUGCUGGAGACUGGUAUCGUGGUGGAGUUGCCAUGACAACAGUGUUCAGGGCUCUAAGAUUCGCUGUAGACAGUCCUUUCUUUUUUUUACUCUGGUCACACUUUUCCUUAGGCUGAUGAGAAGUGCAAUAUAAAUCUUUGUUUUUAACUCAAAAAUUCAUGAUUUCUACAUCAGAUCAGCUCCAGUCAUUCAUCCAUCAAAUGUAAUGUUUUAAUCUUUUUACACAAACGCCACAAUCACCAGGUUGCCGUCCAGUGACUUCCUACAUCAGAUCACAUGAAUAGUGAAACAGCUCAACGUCAACCAAACCAACUGUAAAAAGCAACGUGUCCCGUUUCCAACACUUCGUCUGUAGCUUCAGUGCAAAACAUGUUCACGCGCUCGGUGUGCAUUUCUUUUUGUACAAAGCCAUCGUGUCUGUGGACGUAUUCUCGUAGAAAGCCAUGCCUGAGGCUUUAUGGACGUGUCGUUCUGUUCACUAGGAAAUACGCCAUCACCUUGAUUUCCAGGGACCAACCUGCAGAAGAAGCUCCAGUGUGUUACCGCUGCAUGGCUCGGCCGUGGUUUGAUGUGAUUGUCUACUUGACCCAGUAUAAUUAGAUGUGUUUAUUUGGCCAUUGUGUUGAGGUGAUACCUGCUAUAUAUUCAGACCUACAGGACUGUAACCAUAAAGGGCAACGGUAACUAAAUAUAUGUGCUAUUGAACCUGGUGUUGGACUGUUUCAAUCAAGAUCAGAAAACAGUGUGUUGGUGGAAAAAGUCCAUUCUGGAUAUUUCUCCUCUCUCUCUGGCAAUAAAGCUUCCUUUGCAAUAUA